Molecule: messenger RNA, 1209 nt
Organism: Peronospora farinosa
Lineage: Eukaryota; Oomycota; Peronosporomycetes; Peronosporales; Peronosporaceae
Source: the annotation of a GenBank genome assembly
AUGCAGCCAUUGAAUUCAGAAGAAUUGACUCAGAAGGUAUCCAAUGCCAAUGUCAAUCCCAAUAUUAAGAAACGAAGGGCUUACGUUAAAAAGGAAAAGGGGAAGAAGAAGCGGCACGUGAAAGGAGACAUUGUCACACCAAGUGAGACGAGAGUCACGCUAAAGUCCGAACUUCGUAUCAAGUCUUUAAAAAUAAUACCGGCGACCAUUCGAAGUCUUGGACCGUAUCGAGGCAAGUGUCUGUACCAGUCUCGCAAGUGCGAGAACGAACGGGCCGUUAAACGGAAUGGUCAACCUCAUAACUUAUGUGAGGGUCAUCGUUUGAAACAGAACCAGCAUCAACGCAAGUUUGACGCUAAAAAGUUUAUAUGGAAGCGACAUCGAGAGAACGAGUCGGAUGACGACGUUAACGGUAAUGGAGACAAGUUCCAGUCGCAUCAAAAUGAUGAGCCGGUAGUUAAACGCCAUCGGGUUAUGGCCAACCAAGAAGAGGAGACGGAGGUGUCAACUGUGAUGACUGACUUACAACAUACGACACCAAUGGUAGCACCUAUGAAAGGGAACAACCCUUCAACAUACGCUGCAGGAUUCACGCCCAUGUCUCCUCCUAUAAUGACCAAGUUACCGCUACUGCAAAGUUCUCGACGGCCGAUCUUGCCCACGCCACAAGAAAUCUUGUACGGGUCUGUUAGUCCAGGUACCAGUCCUGAAUCGUAUCUUCGUGGCCACGUGGAGCUAUCCGGUUAUCGACCUAAAGCUGAUGGUCAGCAGUCUUCACGUGGUAGCCAUCAUUCGAAUGUGCCAGCACAGCAAGUUACUGGAUAUACACACUCGGAGCUUUUGGCUGCUAGUAUUUUGGUGCAGCCGCAGUCAUAUGCCUUCCGAACUGCGCUGUCAACACCGACGAGUCGUAAAAGUGGUUUUUUUACAGCACGACCGGGUCUAGGAGCGAUAACUAAACCCCCACGAAUGUUCCUUCCCUCGCUGCUUGAUCCUCCUUCAGCUGCAUUGUCAGCGAGCUCAUGCCACCGCGUCAGCGGUACGUUGUCAUCUACUGCACAGCGGUUUGCAUCCGUUGCAGUCAAUCCAGCCGCCAGCGUUUCGUUCUUUUCGACUCGAUCAGAAGGAAAGGCGCUUCCGCCUUUGAUGUCAUUUGGACGACAACAGUCGCCGGCAUCGCCAUUGUUGAUCUCCAAGCAGUCAAAGUAA